Molecule: messenger RNA, 2551 nt
Organism: Terrapene triunguis (Three-toed box turtle)
Lineage: Eukaryota; Metazoa; Chordata; Testudines; Emydidae
Exons: 7
Coding region: 18-1046 (342 amino acids)
Source: RefSeq, a predicted model, not a curated record
GGCAGGCGGCGCGGGCCAUGGCGCUGGCGGAGCUGGCCGCGCGGCUGAACUGCGCCGAGUACAAGAACUGGGUGAAGGCCGGGCACUGCCUGGUGCUGCUGCGGGACGCGCUGCAGCGCUUCGCCGGGGAGCAGCUCCGCGCCUUCCACCGCCAGCUGCUCGCCCGCAGCCCCGCCCGCCUGGCGCCCCCGGGCCGCCUCUGCCGCGGCCGCUGCCUUCCCCGGGGCAGGCAGUUUCAGUCCAGCUGUUCACUGUGCACAGAGUGGAAAAAGGAGAUUUUGAAUCAUCACACCAACAGGAAUGGAGAAGUUCACUGGGGAAACUGCAAACCUUGGCUUUGGCCUUCUAACUCAUGGGAACUUGCAAAGGCUUAUAUGCCUCGUGGGCAGAUGGAUAUUUCUGGACCAGACAAGUGUGAUGCAGCUGCUCUUCUAAACCUUUUCAACUUUUGUGAUCACUUCAGUGGUAUUGACCAGAAGAAAGUCAGAGAGGUGAUUAAGUGCCGCAAUGAAUUAAUGCAUUCUUCAGAAAUGAAAGUUUCUUCUUUAUGGUUGGAAGAGUUUGAAAAGAAGAUUCAGAAUUUAUUAAAGGAACUCCAGAAUGUUCCAGAAGUUAUGACUGCUAGUACAAGGAUAGAAAAGCUUCUGUCAUCGGAUUGGGCUGUUUAUAUACCAGGGGAAGAAGAUCAGCCAGAUGGAUUGGAAGGAGAAACAGAAGUUUGCAUGAGUGGGAGCCAAAUAAGUGAAAUAGAGAUGGAAUUAAUAAAGGAAAGACUUAAAGAGAUCUAUCUUCUGGUAGAAGAGCAGGAGAUGCUGUCUGAAGAGAACUUAACUAGGAUACAGAUGACAAAGAACUUCUUAAAGGACAGCGGUGAUCUCCAAAUAAGUCUUCAGGCAGAUAUGCAGAGGCUAGAAGGCCUUGAAAAAGAGCGGUACAACCAAAGAAGAUCUAUGAAAGAGACCACGAAAGAAUAUCCCAAUCAGGAGGAUGAUGAAGGUUGUUCGUUAAAGAAAAUGAAGUGUAGUCCCAAAGAACAACUUUUGUGAAAGUGCCAGUGACUGUAUUUUGAAGAGAAGUUCCUGUAAGUGAUUGACUUGUCAACACGUAGUCUGUCCUUCACUGAGUGAGGGUAUGCCCAGCCUCUUUAGUGGCUUGGAAAACAAACUUAAAGGGUGAAUUGUCAUGAGAUGCCUUUCUAAAAUUUCAAAACUUCCUGUUGCGGUUUGAUGAUUUUGUUUCUUGGAAGAAUGUCAUGUACUCCUCCCUCCCCUCCAACCCCCGCCUCCUUUUCAAUUUCAAGAAUGUGGAGAAACCUAGCUAGAGACAGGAAAUAAACUGUAGGCUUGAAGGAAUUGAUCUUGCAAGGGUAUGGAAGGCUGAGAGAAGGCAGUACUGAGCCACUGGGGCUUUGUUGUUGUUGAUCCAUUAAGGCAGUUAAGCUGAACAGAAUGGAUGUUGGGCGGCAAAAAUACAGUCCCUAGCAUAUGCCAUGAGGCCUUGAGCAGCUGGCUGUGAGAGAGAGAGAGUUUCAUUUGUUUCUGUGUCUGGGCCUCAUAACACCCUCUGUUCUCAGUUUAACAUUGGCUCCUCAGUCACUUUGGUGUAAAGCAGCAAUACUUAAGGGUGGCAGCAAAACCGUCUUAAAAUAAUUAAAAUGACCACUGUACAACGCCGUUCCCUGACCAUGUCCUGUCUUUACUGAUGGCAUGGUCGUUUUUCCCAUUCAUGAGCGCUCAUUGCAGUCUGGGCAUAGAGGUUUGCUUACAUGAUUCAAAACUGCAUUCAUUUCUCCGUACCACGUGCAGACCACUGCACAGUUCUCGAAAGUGCUCAUCACCAAUGCUUUAACUAUCCGUGUUUCUUUCAAUGGUGCUUUGCAUGGUCAAGUCCUAUGUAGUUGCUUAACCCUGAAAACAGUGGAUUCAGGAUUUCUGCUAAAUUUGCAGCUGUCAGAAUCCUGUAGUACCAAUUUUAAUGGAGCAAAGUCCUGGCUUUUUGUGCUUUUUUUUUUUUUAAUAUUUGUAAAGAAUUUUUUGCAAGCACAAUAAAACAUAACUAAUUUUUUUUUUAAUGUCAACAGAUGAUGCAUUUAGUACUGGCAGAGCAUAAUUUUGUUAGAUUAUUUGAGAUCAUUAAUUAAUAAUUUGAGAUUAUUAAUCCCAGUUUUUCCCACGAAGAGCAAAAAUAUUGCAAGUGAGGGACACUGUCAACUAAAAUAAUCAUACAUUUAUAAUAAAACAUUUAAAAUCAAUGACCUUCCAGAAUACUGAAACUAAUGUAAUUUAAAAAAAAAAAAGGGGCACUUAAACCUUUUAUGUUUUUGCUUUUUUCAAUUUUAUUUCUUUUCUCUUUAACAUAAUGGAGAUCAGCAAGGUCAGUUUGAAUUUUGUGCAGUCCAUAUUACAAUAUUUCAGUUUUAGUGCUACGUUGUUGUUGUUUUCAGACACUAUUUUUACUUAAAUGUUCCCUGCAACUAUUUUCAUUAGAUUUUAUUUUUUAAUGGAAACAUUUCUAUUAGCCUUAAGUUUUAUAAAACCUCAUUUUUACAAAA